Messenger RNA from Condylostylus longicornis, 1597 nucleotides. It is a transcript of the gene Fntb, whose product is annotated as protein farnesyltransferase subunit beta. Gene Ontology annotation, molecular function: protein farnesyltransferase activity. The record is from RefSeq and is a predicted model, not a curated record. The coding region runs from base 62 to 1483 and encodes 473 amino acids. Lineage: Eukaryota; Metazoa; Arthropoda; Insecta; Diptera; Dolichopodidae. Gene Ontology annotation, biological process: protein farnesylation. Gene Ontology annotation, cellular component: protein farnesyltransferase complex. The transcript has 6 exons.
UUCGCUAAAUCAAAGCUACUUACUAUAAAUGUAAAUGUUGUUAUUAAGUUAAUAUUAUAUUAUGGCUAAAUUUCGCGAUUUUUCAAUGCUUAAAAAUGAAAGAUUACAGGAUGAAGGGAAAUCAACAGUAACAACAUUAGAACAGGCUAAUGUUGAAAAAACUGUAAACAAGUGUUUUGAACGAUUUGAGCAAUUGCAAUGCCUUGACCCAAAUGCAGCCCAAAUUUACAGAGACCAACAUAUUCGCUAUUUAGAGCAUAGCUUACAGCAAUUGCCAGCCAGUUAUGAAUGCCUAGAUAGCAGUCGACCUUGGUUAGUUUAUUGGAUAGUAAAUGCUGCUAGUUUAUUAAAUUUCAAAUUUCGUGAUGAACUAAUCAACAAUACAAUAGAUUUCUUGAUAAAAUGCCGUCAUCCGAAAUUUGGUGGUUUUGCGGGAAGUCCAUUACAAUAUCCACAUUUAGCUCCAACUUAUGCCGCUGUAAAUAGUUUAGCUAUAUUUGGUACCAAGAAAGCAUAUGAAGCCAUAGAUAAAACUUCUCUCAAAACAUUUUUAUGGUCUUUAAGAGAGUCGGAUGGUUCUUUCAAACUUCAUGUCGGUGGCGAAAAUGACGUGAGAGGUGCUUAUUGUGCUAUAUCUUGCGCUAAGUUAGCUAAUUUUUCUAAAGAGGAAGAAGAAGAAUUAUUUCAAGGAACAGCAGAUUGGAUUGCAAGUUGUCAAACAUAUGAAGGGGGUUUCGGAGGUUGUCCAGACUUAGAAGCUCACGGUGGCUAUACAUUUUGUGGUUUGGCUGCAAGCAUAAUGUUAGGUUGUACGGAAAAAUGCGACGUGGAGGCCAUACUUCGUUGGGCCUUAGCAAGACAAAUGCGAUACGAGGGAGGAUUUCAAGGACGUACUAAUAAAUUAGUUGAUGGGUGUUAUUCGUUUUGGGUAGGAGCCAUAAUACCAAUGGCACAAAAAAUAUUGGUCAAUAAAAACAAAAAGUUGAUAGAUUUGCUGAAAACCCCUCUGUUCGACAGAUCAGCCCUUCAAGAAUAUAUUCUUCUGUGUUGCCAAAAACCAAAUGGAGGUUUGAUUGACAAACCAGGAAAGUAUCCAGACUUGUAUCAUACUUGCUAUACUCUGAGUGGAGUUUCUAUAGCGCAGCAUUGUGAAGCUAGCUUAGAACCAUUCGUUUUGGGUGAUGCUAAAAAUGAGCUGAUUCCUACGCAUCCUCUUCAUAAUAUUCCCCCAUUAGCAGUUUUUGAUGCUUAUAAAUAUUUCGAAUCGGAAUUCGUAGCUUCCAAUUGUCAAGACGAGUGUACAGAAAAAUCCAACUGCUAUCAAAAUUUUGCUGAAAAAACAAGUAAGUUACCAGAAAUGAGGGACUCAGAAAAUGGUAAAUCUAGUGAAGAUAACCGCGAAUCGUCUAUUGAAACAUCUGUAUCGACUUCAGACCUAGAUGAAUCAUCCAACAAUGUUAGUAGUAGCUUAGAUGGACAUUAAUAAAAUUGUAUCAAUUACUCUUAAAAUUUUGUUUCGUUUUUGUUUUUUUUUUUUCAAUAAUUUGAAAAUAAAAACAGUGGGGUUGUUAAAUUUAAGUAUCAAACAGUCAUAUAC